Colletotrichum graminicola M1.001 is the source of this 897-nucleotide messenger RNA. RefSeq names its product NmrA-like family protein. Lineage: Eukaryota; Fungi; Ascomycota; Sordariomycetes; Glomerellales; Glomerellaceae. Gene Ontology annotation, molecular function: oxidoreductase activity. Bases 1 to 897 code for a protein of 298 amino acids. The transcript is spliced from 3 exons. The record is from RefSeq and is a predicted model, not a curated record.
AUGUCUGUCAAGAAGGUCGCCGUUGUCGGAGGAUCCGGGAACCUCGGUCCCAGCAUUGUUGACGCCCUGCUGGCUGGUGGAUUUGAAGUGACUGCGCUUUCUAGAAAGGAGUCUUCCUCCACAUUUCCUCCCGAAGUUACUGUCAAGAAGGUCGACUUCAACUUGGUCGAGGAGGUUACCCAGGCUCUCAAGGGCCAAGACGCUGUUGUCUCCGUGGUUGGCACGGCCGGGUAUGCUAGCCAGAAGACUCUCGCCGACGCUGCGGUUGCAGCCAAAGUCCAGCGUUUCAUUCCCUCUGAGUUUGGGAUCAACACCCGCGUGGUUCGCGGCACAAAGAUUGGCAGCAUUUUGUCUCCCAAGAUUCAGUUGGUCGAUUAUCUGAGCGAGCUUGCCGAGAAGAACAGCUCAUUCACAUGGACUGGAAUCUCUGUAGGGCCGUUUUUUGACUUUGUCAAUGGAGGGCGUCUUGCUGGCUUUGACGUCAAGAACAAGACUGUCAACAUUUUCGACUCUGGAAAUGAGCCCUUCUCUCCUUCUACCCUUGGGUUUAUUGGAAAGUCAGUUGCGGGCGUGCUGAAGAACCUCGAGGCUACCGCCAACAAGUACAUCAAAGUCGGCUCGUUCACAACAACACAGCGUGAGCUGCUCAAGAUUAUUGAGGAGAAGACUGGCUCUACCUUUACCGUAAACAACGUCAAGACCUCCGACUUGGAGAAGACGGCCGACGAAAAGCUAGCCAAGGGCGACUAUAGUGCUUUCGUCCAGUUGCUUCAACAACACAUUUUCGCCGACGGCAGCGGCAACGCCGCAAAGGAUAAUGCAGCCGUGAACCUUUUGGGCUUGCAGGAGGAAGAUAUCAGUGCUGCAACCGACAAGGCUCUAACCGUCUGGACCUGA